AUGUCUACAACCACAGAGACGACCAUGAAGGCUGUCAACUACCAGGGCGCCUUCAAGGUGAAAGUUGAGGACGUCCCACGACCUAAACUUGAGCAUCCCGACGAUGUCAUCGUCAAGGUUACAACAGCAGCUAUCUGCGGCAGUGACCUUCACAUGUACGAAGGCCGUACUGGAGCACAGCCAGGCAUCACCUUUGGCCAUGAAAACAUGGGUAUAGUCGAAGAGCUUGGUGAGGGUGUCACACUUCUCAAGAAAGGAGAUCGAGUUGUCAUGCCUUUCAACGUGGCUGAUGGUCGUUGCCGAAACUGUGAAGAGGGAUACACUGCAUUCUGCACAGGAGUCAACCCAGGCUUUGCUGGUGGUGCCUAUGGAUACGUGGCCAUGGGCCCAUACCGUGGUGGUCAGGCACAAUACAUCCGAAUCCCAUAUGCUGACUUCAACGCCCUCAAGCUGCCAGAAGGCAAAGAGCAUGAAGCAGACUUCAUUCUAUUAGCAGACAUUUUCCCAACAGGAUGGCACGGCGUGUCUCUCUCAGGUUUCAAGCCUGGUGACACUGUCGCCGUCUUCGGUGGCGGACCAGUCGGGCUGAUGGCAGCUUACUCCGCUCAGCUCCGAGGUGCCAGCAAAGUCUUCGUUGUCGACCGAGUACCAGAGAGGCUAAAGGCAGCAGAGAAGAUCGACUGCAUCGCCAUCAACUUCGAAGAGGGCGACGCCGUAGAGAUGAUCUUGAAGGCCAACGGCGGCAACAUGGUCGACAGAUCAGUUGAUGCCGUCGGCUACCAGGCAGUCGUCAAGGGAGGACAGAAGGAAGAACCAAACAUUGUCCUCGAGAACAUGAUCAAGGUAACAAGAGCUUGUGGUGGCCUCGGCAUCCCAGGUCUCUACGUCCCAACAGAUCCUGGCGCACCAGACGAGAGUGCCGCAAAGGGAAGAAUUGCACUGAGCUUUGGAAAACUAUUUGAAAAGGGUCUUGCACUUGCCACAGGCCAGUGUAACGUCAAGCAAUAUAACAGAUACCUCCGAGACCUGAUCAUCAGUGGUAAAGCCAAGCCAUCAUUCGUCGUCAGCCACGAGAUCAACAUCGACGAUGCUGAGAUGGCAUAUGAAAAGUUCGACAAGAGGAUUGAAGGAUAUACCAAGGUCCUGAUCCACCCCAACGGAGGGUUUUGA
Messenger RNA from Lithohypha guttulata, 1170 nucleotides. RefSeq lists its product as uncharacterized. Gene Ontology annotation, molecular function: zinc ion binding; oxidoreductase activity. The transcript has 3 exons. The coding region runs from base 1 to 1170 and encodes 389 amino acids. The record is from RefSeq and is a predicted model, not a curated record. NCBI's taxonomy places the organism in Eukaryota, Fungi, Ascomycota, Eurotiomycetes, Chaetothyriales, Trichomeriaceae.